AUGGAUCAAGCCACAGCAUUGCAAGAGAGGUUUGGUCGUCAUUCCAUUGAGUAUUACUAUGAAGAAAUUAUGCAACAAUCACAUCUAUUGAAGAAAACACGGAAGGUGAAUAAAUGGAAUGUGUUCAUCAAGCAAGAAGUUCAAUGCAUCAACUCAGACUUACCUGCUGGCGAGAAGCGCCACAAGGCAUCUGAACUCAUGCCCAACAUUCACACUCGUUAA
This is a messenger RNA of Suillus discolor, 222 nucleotides long. RefSeq lists its product as uncharacterized. The transcript has 2 exons. Lineage: Eukaryota; Fungi; Basidiomycota; Agaricomycetes; Boletales; Suillaceae. Bases 1 to 222 code for a protein of 73 amino acids. The record is from RefSeq and is a predicted model, not a curated record.